Molecule: messenger RNA, 2877 nt
Organism: Diutina rugosa
Lineage: Eukaryota; Fungi; Ascomycota; Pichiomycetes; Serinales; Debaryomycetaceae
Gene: ARO80
Product: Aro80p
Exons: 1
Coding region: 1-2877 (958 amino acids)
Biological process (GO): aromatic amino acid catabolic process; positive regulation of transcription by RNA polymerase II
Cellular component (GO): nucleus
Molecular function (GO): DNA-binding transcription factor activity, RNA polymerase II-specific; zinc ion binding
Source: RefSeq, a predicted model, not a curated record
AUGAAGGACGAGUCUCCUGGAAGCCACUCAGCUGGCGAGGAUUACGGGAUGCGGGCUAAGGAGGAUGCCAACAAGUAUAAACGGAACUACCGCGCUUGUCUCAAUUGCAGAGUCCGUAAGGUGAAGUGUGAUUUGGGUCCUGUGGAUAGUCCCAGAGAGGGCAAGUGUGCACGAUGUCUUCGGGAGCGUAAAGACUGUGUGUUUGUUGAGCUGAAGCGAGGCGGGGCCACCAACGUCAUCAUGGGGCGACAAAAACGGAAAUACGAUGAGGUGGCUGAUGAAACCUACAGCAAUAAGCCAAUUGUCAGGGAUAAUUUUACCAAUGUGACGCUGCCGCCGCAAGGUAUGGUGCCGCCGCUGGGAUCAAUGCCGAUAGCGCCCCCACUGAAGCUUCCGCUGGUGACGCUGAUGCUCCAACGUAACAACGAGCAAAUUUUGACCGAAUCACAAACGCCGCCGCCUUCGGCAUCAGCCCCGCCUCCAGCCUCGGAUCAGGCGCCGCCACUGGCGGAACUGAGUCAUUUUUCCACUAUGGAAGGGGCACUUGUGUUUUUGGCUAAAGCCGCAGGUACCAUCGCCAAGGCUGACGAGCGUGAUAAUAUUGAUGCCAUGAAGCGUCACCAGCAGAUCGCGCUGGAGGAACAAGAACGUCGUCACCUGGAUACCCAUAUCAGCACCGUGUCUGACGGGAUCUCGCUGUCCACGACGAUGACUCGCGAUCCCACUAAUUUGGACAUGCUCCUCAAUUCUCAGCUGCCUCACCAGCUGCCUCCAUUAACACGAACGGCGCUGGUACCGGAGUAUAUUCAGCCACUGAAGCGUACUCGGAUGAGGAUGCCUCCGGCGGAAAACGGGUAUGUGGUUCGUCCUCGGGCGUCGAAUAAGCUCAGUAACAUUGACUACAUUGGGGAAGGGGGUAUUGUCAGUGAGGUUGAGGCUGAACGACUCAUCAACUACUUCUUCAGCACCAUGCACCCGUUUUUCCCCCAUUUGCCAAAGUUUCUUGAGCUGCCCAAUGUGCUCGCCAACUACCCAAUUUUACUCUGUGCUAUUUUGACCAUUGCCCUGCGCUACCACCCUUUUGAGGAUAACGUGGGUACUACUGGUGGCGGGGGAGUACCGCGGAACAUUGAGGUUCACGACCGUCUUUGGCUCUACGUGCAACGUCUCAUCUCGCAGACAGUAUGGGCAGAGGCGCUGACGCGGUCGUUAGGUACGGUAUUCGCGUUCUUACUCUUCACCGAAUGGAACCCGCGAGCCAUCCAUUGGCGCUGGCUGGACUACGCCAAUAAGGCCGAGGACCCCGAAACCGACGUGGGCGGGGUGAACGGUGCUGGGGCACUGGCAGGAGCUAAGCCGGCGGCUCACGACACGCUGGGGGAGAAUCUUGCGGGGCUUGGUGCUAUGCGGAGACUGUAUCGUAUGGCGUGGAUGUUGAUUGGGCUGGCGGUGAGACUCGCUCAAGACAUGGGGUUUAUGGAGAUCUCUCCCAAGACAUUCUUAGCGACGCAUUUGGCAGAAAUCAACUCAGUGAUGAAUAUCAGUCGGCGCUCGAUGUUGGCUCAUCUGUUGGCCGAAGUUGAACUCGAUGAGGAUGAUGUUAGUGUCGAGCAAAUGGAACAACUGGAGGAUGUUGAUGACAAGAUUAUCAAGAUGACCGAAGAACAACUCAAACGUCUCAGUAGCGAACACGUGCUUCGGUUCACUGAGCUGCAAAAGGCACAGAUAGAGUUACUUCAAAUCAUGCUGGUGGGACAUGAGGCUCUCUAUGGGUACAAGGCUCAACUUGGUAGUCUUUCCCAACGGCAAAAUCUUAUGAUUUUGAAUAUUUUCAGUCCGUUGAUCAACAACUGGGGUCGCAAGUACCGCCAUUUCUUGGUGCCGCUGACGACGAAAAUGCUCCGCAAUGUGGCUAAUCUUCAGCACGUAUGGAGCAACCCCAACAGCAAGGUUGCCAAGGAGAUCACUCAGGCUAUUGAGCAAGAGCUGUUCAUCUUUGAGUUCAACUACUUGAAGCUUUACAUUUUCUCGCUUGCGUUGUCACCGACACCACCGACGAAAGUUCUGAGUAAACUGAAGCGGAAGCCGGCGCUCAAGCUUGAUGAAAUCAGCCGUCUGGCGAAAUACAUCGAGCAAGCAUUCACCGCUGCCAACGAAAUGUUGAUUAGUGCUCACCGAGUACACAAGCUUAAGAUGCUUCGGUUCAUGCCCGUACGUUGGCUUACUCGGCUUGUGAGAGCAGUGGCGUUUAUUGUUAAGUGCUACCUUACCAUUACCGCUCAUAAGCGUCUGCAAAGAGUACCGCAAAACCAGCUGCUGCUGUACGACAUUGAUCUGACGGUGCUUUCGUUGUCGCUUAUCUCUAUCGACGAUAUCAUUCAAAGUAUCCAGCGGGCUGCCAUUACGCUCCGGGACUGUUCCCCCGAUGAGUUGCAUUUGUGCACUCGUUAUAGUAAUAUUUUGAUGUACUUGUGCCUGGAGAUGAAGACGACCAAGACUGGUGAUUCGGACGAGGUCCCGGCUAAUGUUGCCACUAAUGCCACAGCCACCAACGACGCCGCUACUGCUGCCAGUGGACCUGCAACCUCUACCACCAAUACCAACUCUGACGACUUGAAUGACCCGCUGAACUUCAGUAUCCCGUUAAAGAUGUUCGACAUCAAUUUUGGUGAUGAUGCUCUGGCCAAAGUCACUGGCACCACGUCGUCGCCGUCGACAGGAGGCACUCCCAACCAAGUGAUUGGUGAUCUGGAGGUGAUGGAGUGGUUCGUCAAUGACCGCAACAUCGGGCUUGACUUUGUGGGUCCGUGGACGGAGAUGAUUGAGCAGCAGCUCAACAUGAACGAGCCGCUGUUCAACUUUGAGGACGGAUUAUAG